GAGGGCAAAAUACAGAAGAAGAAGAAGGAGGAGGAGGAGGAGGAGGAGGAGGAGGAGGAGGAGGAGAAGGAGAAGAAGGAGAAGAAGAAGAAGAAGAAGAAGAAGAAGAAGAAGAAGAAGAAGAAGAAGAAGAAGGAGGAGGUUUCUGGGGAUGGUGGAGACUAG
This is a messenger RNA of Podarcis lilfordi (Lilford's wall lizard), 165 nucleotides long. The record is from the annotation of a GenBank genome assembly. Lineage: Eukaryota; Metazoa; Chordata; Lepidosauria; Squamata; Lacertidae.